AUGGCCACAGAGCAAGUGAGGGGGCAGCAUGGCCCAGCCCCCACCCACAGUCCCCAGAAGCCCCCUGUGGGGGUUGUGGCUCCCAGGAAUGAUGCUGAGGGACAACCCUUGACCAGGAGAAGCAAGAGGGAGAGGGGGCUCCGAGAGUCCUGGAAAGGUGCUGACAGCUCUGGGAAGCAGACCCCCAUCCAGUGCCCCGAGGCUCCAGGGAGCAGCAAAAGCCCCUCUAGGGCAGGAGGACAGGAAGAACCAGCCCCUGCAGCCCCCAGGCUGGCCUCUCGUCGCCAGUCCCACAGGCAUCGUCCUGCCCCCCAGAACGAUGCUGCUCAGAAGACAUAUGGGCCCCUGCUCAACCGCAUCUUCGGGAAGGACCGCGAGCUGGGCCCGGAAGAGCUGGAUGAGCUACAGGCCGCCUUCGAGGAGUUUGACACUGACGGUGACGGCUACAUCAGCUACCGGGAUCUGGGCGCCUGCAUGAGGACCCUGGGCUACAUGCCCACGGAGAUGGAGCUCAUUGAGGUCUCCCAGCACGUCAAGAUGCGAAUGGGUGGCCGUGUGGACUUUGAGGAAUUUGUGGAGCUGAUGGGCCCAAAGCUGAGGGAAGAGACUGCGCACAUGGUGGGGGUGCGGGAGCUCCGCAUCGCCUUCCGAGAGUUUGACAGGGACAGGGAUGGACGAAUCACAGUGGCAGAGCUGCGACAGGCAGCACCAGCUCUAAUGGGGGAGCCGCUGGGGGAUCCUGAGCUGGAUGAGAUGCUCCGAAAUGUGGACCUCAAUGGGGAUGGCACCAUAAAUUUUGAUGAGUUUGUGAUGAUGCUUUUCGCCCACUGA
Molecule: messenger RNA, 831 nt
Organism: Miniopterus natalensis
Lineage: Eukaryota; Metazoa; Chordata; Mammalia; Chiroptera; Miniopteridae
Gene: CABP4
Product: calcium binding protein 4
Biological process (GO): visual perception
Cellular component (GO): cytoplasm
Molecular function (GO): calcium channel regulator activity; calcium ion binding
Source: RefSeq, a predicted model, not a curated record